Molecule: messenger RNA, 1150 nt
Organism: Galleria mellonella (greater wax moth)
Lineage: Eukaryota; Metazoa; Arthropoda; Insecta; Lepidoptera; Pyralidae
Gene: fs(2)ltoPP43
Product: probable RNA polymerase II nuclear localization protein SLC7A6OS
Exons: 4
Coding region: 135-1076 (313 amino acids)
Biological process (GO): developmental process
Source: RefSeq, a predicted model, not a curated record
ACAGUUUAGACAGACUAUGUCUGAAGAUUUUCCUGUUAUUUGUCAUUCUUUUACCUGCUUUGUUUAUAUAUAUACAUAUAUAUUUUUUAUAAUUUUAAUAAAUUUAUAAUAGGUAAGUGCUGAGAUUUAUUAAAAUGACGACAUCUACUGUAUUAAGAGUUAAGCGUAGAUUAGAAGAUAAUCCUCAAGAUGCUCUGGUGAUCAUGUGCAAGCGUAUGAAAACACAAACAGAAGAAUUAUCACCCUCUUUAUUUGUAUUCAGAGGCACUGUAAAUACUCAGGAACCAAUCAAUGUAAAAGACAUAACACCAAAAAGUGAUGUGAAAUUGAAACCAACACACGACGUCAGUGAGAUCAUAGACAAAAUUAGAAAAGAAAGAAAAGAUGUGUCCAGCCAGAGUCGAUAUGAGGUAGUCAAUUGCAGUAGAGGAUUGAAAGAAAACAAUAAUGUAGAUAGUGACCAACUUUAUCAUUUGGUCGACUUAGAAAAAGCAGAUACUAAGGAAAAUGAUGUGAAGUAUGCAUAUGAUUUGUACAUAGCAGCAAAGCAAGAUUUUGAUGUUUCAAUGUUGGAUAAUAUUGUUAGUAUAGAAGAUUAUGAAACAGAUUUAAUAUUUGGAUCGCACCGUGACAACGGACGACGGAGUCCCUCCACAGACAAUGAUGAUGACGAAGACGACUCAAAUGAUGAAAACAAUUGGCGGAAUGACUAUCCCGAUUCAGAGCCUAGCAGUAUAGAUGAAGAAGACAUGAUUAGAGCAGUAGAAAGGUGUGAUCUAGACGACGAUCUGUCCAGUGACACGGGUGAAGAUAAAAUAUAUGAUGAGCCACCGGAUAUUUUUAAUGAAGAUGUCAAAAGGUAUGGGGCGGCAUACGCUAAGUACAAAGCUAAGGUCCUAUCCGAAGAUCCUGAUCUGGCCAAUAGUAGAGGUCUUGUCCAUUCAGCGAAGAUCAAGGAAUUGGAUGACAAUAAUGGCUAUAAAGAUGAUAGUGAUGAUGGGUUUUAUUAUGGCCAAGAUGAAGACACAGAGCAGUAUCGGGAACAAUAUGGCAGUGAUAUCUCAGAAUCGGAUUGAACUGGUUAUGUCCAGUUUUAACUAGUUCUAAGUGAAUAUUAUUAGAUAAUUUUAAAUAUAUAAAUUAUUUGAUA